This is a messenger RNA of Amaranthus tricolor (Joseph's coat), 1448 nucleotides long. RefSeq names its product putative disease resistance protein RGA4. Bases 393 to 1448 code for a protein of 351 amino acids. Lineage: Eukaryota; Viridiplantae; Streptophyta; Magnoliopsida; Caryophyllales; Amaranthaceae. Gene Ontology annotation, molecular function: ADP binding. The transcript has 2 exons. The record is from RefSeq and is a predicted model, not a curated record. Gene Ontology annotation, biological process: defense response to other organism.
AGAAACGUUGGCAUCAUUAUUUACAAUUAAAUCAUGAUACCUAUGAUUAUAUAAUUCAUAUUUGAUUUAAUACUCCUACUAGUCCUACAUCAAAGCCAUAUUGCAUGCUACAAACCCACAAACAUUACAGUUCAUACCCAUAAAGAUCAAUGAAAAUGGCGGACUGGGUUUAUUUUUUUCAACAUGCUCUUCACUGAUUGAGAUCCCAAAUACUAAUGUUUUAAAAUUUUAAAAAAAAAUAAAAAAAAAAAAAAAGAAAAAACAGGGAAGUUGUAGGAGUAUUGGUUGGUGGGUCCAACAUGAUAAUUAUAAAUACUCUCUCUUGAAAAGUUGGAAUUGAGAUUGUAUGUUUAGAUAGAUGAGGGAUAAGAGAAGUAAAGGAAAUAAUUAAUAUGGAUACUGAUAUCAAUUUGAUUCUUAUUUAUGAUGAUUAUUUUUAUUGUCAGGACUUUGAGGCAAACUUUUAUGUUUAUCAUGGUAAUUUUCUGGGAUUGUUUGAAUUCUUGUCCUAUAUACAAGAGCUUCGAUAUCAACUAGAAAGAAUGGGUAAGUUUGGAGCAUUAGACAAGGAUAUCGAGAGCAGACUGAGAUUGGGAGCAAGCCAAUUACAGUUUCUUAUCAACGAGCAUCUUGUAUUGGAGCGUCGUCAGCCUCACCGUCCACGUUGGCGUCCACUAGUGAAAAAUAAUUUCAAUAUUUAUCCGGAGUACUUGAGAGUUCUGGCUAAAGAUAUUCAACAACAGUUAUUUCAAAUUUCAAACCUGAAGCCUGAGGCAUGCUUUUCAAUUGAAAAACAAGAAUCGGUUGUGAGAAAUGGUCGGAGAGAGCAGAUCAUUAAUUUACUAUUAAUGGGUGAAGAAUCGCAUAAUUUUGCUCCUUCGUUGAUUAUUCCUAUUCUUGGAUUGGCGGGCACAGGUAAAACUUCUCUUACUCGGCUUGUCUAUCAUGAUCCUAUAGUAGAAACUACUUUCGAUCAUCGACUUUGGGUUGAUGUAUCUGGACUCCAAUCUCCAGAAAGUUUAUUCGAAAGAAUUGACGAGGCUCUUCAAGCUGAUAUAUUAUUUGACAACUGCAAGAGUUAUUUUGAUUCGAGAAAAAAAUUCUUUGGCGGGAAAUACAUGCUUGUGCUUGAUGGUUUGUCAGAACAUGAUCCUAGAAAAUGGUCUUAUUUAUUAGGAUCGUUGUUGUCUAUAGCAAUUGAUUGUAAACCCGGUAGCAAAAUACUGGUCACGUCUAGAUGCACAAGUCUAGAACCGGACCUCUUCUCCCCACUGCCAAUUGCUAAAAAUGCACCUUAUAUGUUACCUUUGCCUACUGCUAAAGAGCGUCUAGCAAUGUUUCUGAACAAAGCGUUCUCAAAGAUAGAAGAAAAGGAUAGAGCUCCUAAUCUUAUUGACAUUGCCCAUAAAAUUUUUAAGGAAUGUGCCCAUGAUCAACUAACAAUUUGA